AUGUACUGGUCUGCAGGGGAACCAAUGACCAAGGAGGUGGCUUCGAAGACCUGUUUGAAGCAAGCUGAUGAUGAGUUGAGACAGCAGUUGCUUGAGCGGCUGGUGGACACACACCUGAUGAGUCCUUUCCUGCAGUUGUCCUUCAACCAUGACCCGCAACGACUUCCAUUGCGGGAGUUGUCUCAUGGAUCUUGGAGUGAACUCUUCUUGGUCUACAAGAGUUACUGCCGGGUCAAGAAUGAAGACUUCAACCAGGAGGCCAAGAUUUCGGAUCAACUUCUGGCCCACUUCACCCAGACCUGGAAGGACCGGCAGGUAUACUACAUGGCACGCGAACGUGCCAAAGUGCAGCGUGACAUCAUGACGAUCAUAGUGGAUUCCUAUGACCAUUGCAAAAUGAGUUUGCCAAAAUACCCCAUGUCCCGAACGCCAAAGCGUACAAUUUUCGAAGCUACACGACGUACAUACUUGACGCUUACUGGAUGCAUAGUUCACGGGACCGGCAUCUAUAUGUAUCUUUCCGAUGAAGGAAUGGCUGGAGGAUCGAAUUGGACGAUAGAAUGUGUGAUGAAAUCCAUCGACAAAGCCUGGGCAAAGAUGAGGUGCUUGCAGAAGAAGCUGGCACCCUUGUUCAGCAAGAGCGGCCUGGAUUUCCAGAUCGAGCACGUUGAUGCUGUGAGAAAUUGGUGCAAACUUAUGCCAUCCUCAUCUACAUUGAAGAACGCAUAUCGUUCCCGAAAGACGGAUGAGGAGAACAACAUGAAAGUUCCACAGUCAUUUUCUUUCAUGUGCAGGGAAGACAUGCCUGGUCAAGGGCACAACCUGGAAGUGGAUGACAAUGUGCCCCGACGCUUGCGGUCGGAAGGGGCAAUGAAAGAUGUUUUUGCAAUGGUAAAAGGGUAUAUGUCUGAUCAGUCUCUGAUUCAGCCUCCUUUACUUUGUUACCCCGCAAGCUUUGCAGCCAGUACAGAAAACUACUUCAACCAGAUCAACAGCACCAGGGAGGUGGUGCAUCAGGAACUUGAAGCUGAGCGCAUUGCUGAGCUUGAAUCUUUGGCUGCAGCCAUAUCCAAAGACUUCCCACACAUGGACCGGGCUGUUCGAUACUAUCGUACUGUGAUUGACAUGGCAAGACCUCGAAAACCUUUUUCCAGACUUUCCUUUUUGGAUGCUGGGCCAUUUCAAAGGAAUGGCCUGGGGAAUGUUCAAUUACCUCAGCGACCUGCUGAGCCAAUGAACCAUUGGCUUCAGGUGACAGUGAAGAAGAACUUGGGGAAACAUGUAGACGACGUUCUUGGAGACGAAUCUUUGCGUUUCCAGGUGUUGAAGCGCUUGGUUUUGGAUCGUGGGGCGCACCUGGAUCCAAAGCCCACCUUGUCUUUGGUGCCACAAGCUUCCUUGUCAGAAUUCUGGCUACCGCUGACCGCCUUUCAUUUGGGGGAGAGCGCCAAGAAUGGAUGUGUGGGUUUUGUGACCAGUGAGAAGCAGAGCCCUUCAGCCUUGGACCUCCUGGGGGCAAUUUCACAAGCUGUGGCAGUGGAGCGCCGGCAGGCUCAGCUCAAACCAGGUGCUUCCAAGGCCCUCAAGGAUUUGAUCAACAAGUGCGUCACAGAAUUCAACAAGCUUACCACUGUGAAGAAACACCGGAUUGACACCACCCGCAAGUCUUUGAUCUACAAUUUGAUGAGGGCUCCUCCAACGCUGGGUGCUAUCCUUCAUGAGCACUAUGACUUGUUCAAGCAUGAAGUGUCAGGUAUGCCCCUGGAUCUACUCCAACAAGACUACUGGGUUCCCGGUGUCACCGCGCGGCAAGAUUCACCCAAGUUUCAUGGCAAAGAAAUGUGGAGCCUCGACAGCGAUCUGGGUGGAAUCGUCAAAGCUGCGGAGCCUUUCGAAUGGGGCAGGAUACCCUUCAUCUUGGAGGUGCGCGGCUCCACGAUGGAGGAUUUCGUUGUCCAGGCCCAGGAUAGGCAGAAGAACGCCUACACCAGAUCAAUGACAGCAGCGUUCCAGAACUGGGUUCAGCAGCUCCAGGCUGACCAGGUCUCAUUUGAGUCUCAGCGAAUCAUGUCCGAGAAGGAGUCUGCCAAGCGACGUGCAAAAUUGGUGAGUCAGCUGGAGGACCUCCACAAGAAGGCUUGGGAGAUGGUUGGCGAGUAUCUAACGGUGAACCUUCGAGUUUUCGGGGGUCUUGCAAAGGAGGCUGAAUCAACUGUGCUUCCGUUGGUUACCAGCUGGACGGAUGAAGCAUUUUCCGACGUACCCGAAUGCCGUGCCAGUGAUGAUCACUGUGUGCUCAUGUGGGCAAAUUUGCCCUCCUGUGGUGUGCUGUCAGUUCAUCGCUAUGACUGGUGCAUCACAUCUAUAUCGAAUGUCCUGGCAAUCUAUCGGAAGAAUGGGAUCGCAGUGCUUGUUCACCCCAACCGUGGACAAGCUGCUGAAAGGAAAAGCAAAUGCAAGGACGAAAGCGAUGACGAUGCCGCCAAAGAAGAGCCUGAUGAUGCGAUGAUGGGCAUCAAAAAGGAUGAGCCAGAUGACGAUGAAGACGGUGAUGCACCUCCAGAGCUGUCAUGCAAUCAGGAGGAUGCGGACAUCAGAGACAUGAAGUACAAGCUGGAGAAAGAUUUGUCGCUGCGAGAGCGCAAUCUGAUUGUGCGCAACAUCACAUGGGUGUUUGACAAAGAGACGGUGUACGGACGCCGUGAAGGUUGCAUCACGGGCCUUGCAGUUUUUCACCGUGACCGAGCAAACAUCUUUCGGACCUCGGCAGGGAUCAAGUCCGCUGUGAUCCAUGAUGUCAAGAUGCUCCCCCGGCAUGCCAUGUGGAAACCAACAGCUUCACCGACCAAGCAGAACCUGCCACAUCUUGGGAGGGCAAUUACUGACCAGCAGGAGAUGAAACAAGUUGCUGGUGGAACAGACUUCGUGCGGGCAACCCUGAGGGCACUUGUACCCCCUUCGGUCCAAACCUGCAUGAUCUUGGAUCUUGUGAGCUACGAUGGGUGGGCAGCACUGGCAGCCCUCGAGGAAGUGGCGGCUGCCAAACGGGUCAUGUGCGGAUCCAUCGUCUUGAACGGCGAUCCUGGUGGAUUGCAGCAGCGAGUUGCCACUGCGCUCUAUGAGUCGUGUCGGGAAGGGAAUGCCGUGCUUCCGAAUUUCCCCAACUUUGAGCCUGUGGUCAAGGCACUCCGUGAGAAUGCGAGCUCUGCCCCACAACAGUCAUACAAGGUUUGUGUGGCCAAGUGUGACCGGCUGGUGAUUUUGCAGUCACUGGCUAGACGCUGGACAGAGUAUGAGGGGUCCAAGGAAGAGGCCACUGCACUGAUUGUGGAGCACAACAAGAACUUCAACGUGGAUGGAGAUUAUCUCGAAGAUGAUGAAAGGCCUGCAGAGCCGGCUGACGGAGAGCGGCCCGCAAAGAAGAUCAAACUGGCUGAUUUGCAGAGCUGCACUGAGGCAGACAUCUCCAGUUUAGCAAAACCGCGGAAGUUGACCAUCAACGGGGCUGCAGAAUUGAUCUCAGAUGAAACGGGAGAGAAGCUCUUUUUGGUGAGCCGGUCUCGCAAUCAGUUUCUGGCAUUCCGUGAGAUGUUUAGCUUCGGAAGCGGUGAGUGGAGGAAUGGUGCCGACACUUGGAUCAAUCCGGAAGCUUUGGAAAUUUCAAGUGAUGCAGAAGGGCGGUGGUUUGCCUUCAACAUCGACUUUAAAAGUCUUGUUCUGAUGGAAAAGAAGGGGGUGCCCAACCACUUGCAAAGUUUGCCAUGCAUCGACAACCCCACGGACUUGGGAACGGUGAUCAGGGAGUUGGAAGAUGCUGGAGAGGUGAAGCUUGGCAUCAGCCACCACUCGCUGAAUGCAGCCCGUGAUCAAAUCACAAUGGAGAAAGCACUGGUGUUUGUUGUGGAACCCCCCAAAAAUGAUGAUGGUGAGGAUGGCGAAAAGAAAAAGAAGAAGAAGAAGAACAAAUCCACAGUCACCAUGAACAGUUUUGGGAAUGGGCUGUCCAUCAACAAGUUUAAGGGCAUCAGCACGUUCGUUGUUGGGUUCCGCUGCAGGCUGGAUGGUUUGUCAAAACACCUCAGCAUAGUUCCAUAG
This is a messenger RNA of Cladocopium goreaui, 4095 nucleotides long. Lineage: Eukaryota; Dinophyceae; Suessiales; Symbiodiniaceae. The record is from the annotation of a GenBank genome assembly.